AUGGUCCAGCUGCGACAUCAUCAGCGUUGUGAAGACCUGGUCGAAUGGCGGACAAACGCGCACAGCAUUCAGCCGGACGACACCAUCAAGGAAGAAACGGGCAAUAUCCAGCAUGUCAUCGCUGAGAACAACAAUGACACAAUCCCAAGAGUCAGCAGCGAGGCCAGGAAGACAACGACCAUCCAAGCCAAAUGUGUGGUUGGAAGCGAUGGCGCGCAUAGCUGGGUGCGCCAUCAACUGGGUAUACCCAUGGAAGGCACCUCGACCGACGCAGUUUGGGGCGUCAUCGAUGCCGUCUUCAUCACUGAUUUCCCCAGGGCAGGUUGCACCUCUUGA
Messenger RNA from Trichophyton verrucosum HKI 0517, 336 nucleotides. RefSeq lists its product as uncharacterized. Gene Ontology annotation, molecular function: FAD binding. Lineage: Eukaryota; Fungi; Ascomycota; Eurotiomycetes; Onygenales; Arthrodermataceae. The record is from RefSeq and is a predicted model, not a curated record. The coding region runs from base 1 to 336 and encodes 111 amino acids. The transcript has a single exon.